This is a messenger RNA of Capsicum annuum, 3047 nucleotides long. Its product is annotated as serine protease SPPA, chloroplastic. Gene Ontology annotation, biological process: proteolysis. Gene Ontology annotation, molecular function: peptidase activity. Lineage: Eukaryota; Viridiplantae; Streptophyta; Magnoliopsida; Solanales; Solanaceae. The transcript has 15 exons. The record is from RefSeq and is a predicted model, not a curated record. Bases 173 to 2251 code for a protein of 692 amino acids.
AGAAAUUAAAAAAAAAAAAAAGGAAAAAGGGCGGUGUGUCGUAACGUCCAUCGUAACGUCCACGACGACGUGGCAUUUAGAGAACCGCGCUCCAAUACUCGAGUCUUCUUUUUCUUUUCCCGUGCCAUUUCUCCAUUUCUGCCGACGGAGAACUGUGUGUGUGAGAGAGAUAAUGGCGAAGCUUUUAUCCACACCUCGUCUAACCUCCAUUCACUUCCGCACAGUUACUUCCACUCUCUCCAACCAUUCUUCUCCUCCAAUUCACUCUUCUCCCACUCUUCCCCCCUUCCCUCUUCACUCCAAUACCUCUUCCUUUGCCCUCUACGCUCCUCCUCCUCCUGUCAACAAUCUUCGCAUUCAUCGGAGUUUCCCCGUUUCAGCAUUCGACACGAAGAACGACGACGUAUCUUCGUCUUCCAAAGAUGAGACUAAGGAUGAGCCUAAUGUUGCUGAAAUCAACGGCGAUGAUAGUGCUACCAAAGAGGAUCAGUAUCCGAGUGGAGAAUUUGAAUUUGAGGAGUACGGUGCUUGGAAGAGCUUAAUUGUGAAGUUCAAAAUGCUCUUUGCCUUUCCUUGGGAGCGAGUCCGUAAGGGCAGUGUUCUCACCAUGAAAUUGCGCGGCCAGAUAUCUGAUCAGUUACAGAGCCGUUUCUCUUCAGGAUUAUCGCUACCUCAAAUUUGUGAGAACUUAAUGAAGGCCGCUUAUGAUCCUCGAAUUUCUGGUGUGUAUCUCCACAUUGAACCUUUAGGUUGUGGUUGGGGCAAAGUUGAAGAAAUUCGGAGGCAUAUACUGGACUUCAGGAAAUCAGGUAAAUUCAUAGUUGGCUAUGCACCAGCUUGUGGUGAAAAAGAGUACUACAUUGGCUGCGCGUGUCAAGAACUUUAUGCCCCUCCAAGUGCUUACUUUGCAUUGUAUGGUUUAACAGUUCAAGCAUCAUUUUUGGGAGGUGUCUUUGAGAAAGUUGGAAUUGAGCCUCAAGUGCAAAGAAUUGGUAAAUACAAGAGUGCUGGAGAUCAACUAAUGCGUAAAAGUAUAUCUGAUGAAAAUCGGGAGAUGCUAACUGCAUUACUGGAUAAUAUCUAUGGAAAUUGGCUCGAAAAAGUUGCUCUCACUAAAGGGAAGAAAAAAGAAGACAUUGAACAGUUCGUUAAUGAUGGAGUUUACCAAGUUGAAAGGCUAAAGGAAGAGAGCUGGAUAACGGAUAUAAAGUACGAUGAUGAGGUAAUGUCAAUGUUGAAAGAGCGUUUGGGAAUUCCGGAGGAUAAAAAGCUCCCUGAAGUUGAUUACAGAAAAUAUUCAAAAGUCAGGAGAUGGACUCUCGGUCUAGCAGGCUAUAAAGACCAGAUAGCUGUUAUUCGAGCCUCUGGGGGUAUUAGUCGCACACGCAGUCCCUUUAGUUCACCUAGUUCAGGAAUAAUAGCAGAGAAGUUGAUUGAGAAAAUUCGUAGUGUACGAGAGUCGAAAAGGUACAAAGCUGUUGUGCUUCGAAUUGAUAGUCCUGGAGGUGAUGCUCUUGCUUCUGAUUUAAUGUGGAGAGAAAUCCGACUGCUGGCAGAAUCUAAACCUGUUAUUGCAUCUAUGGCUGAUGUGGCAGCCAGUGGAGGAUAUUAUAUGGCAAUGGCUGCACAAGCUAUUGUGGCAGAGAACCUUACAUUGACAGGCUCAAUAGGUGUCGUGACAGGAAAAUUCAACUUGGGAAAUUUAUAUGAAAAAAUUGGCUUCAAUAAGGAAACAAUAUCAAGGGGAAAAUAUGCAGAACUUACUGCAGCUGAACAGCGACCAUUCAGGCCUGAGGAAGCAGAACUUUUUGCCAAAUCUGCACAGCAUGCAUAUACCCAAUUCCGAAACAAGGCUGCCCUUUCAAGAUCAAUGACGGUGCAUAAAAUGGAGGAGGUUGCACAAGGGAGAGUCUGGUCUGGAAAAGAUGCUCUCUCACGAGGUCUAGUUGAUGCUGUCGGUGGUCUCUCUCGUGCUGUAGCAAUUGCAAAACAGAAGGCCAAUAUACCUCAGGAAAGACAGGUUUCUGUUGUUGAGCUGUCAAGGCCAUCCGCGUCCUUACCGGAAGUUUUAAGCGGCAUUGGAAGCUCCUUAAUCGGAGCUGAUAGAACUUUAAAAGAGUUGCUAAAUGAUGUGGCAUCAUCUGAUGGAAUCCAAGCCCGUAUGGACGGGGUCAUGUUUGAGAAAUUAGGAGGAGCUGCUUACACCAAUCCCUUGUUUAUGUUGAUAAAAGAUUGCCUUAGUUCCUUCUAAAGUCAAAGGCUGUACGGUGUUGCAUCAAAAAUAUCUCAUUUUAUUGUUUGCUCGAGCAAAACAUUUAUACAAGGAUCUUACAUUUUGUUGAGGAUGCAGAAUUCGGUUUGUUUACCUGAGGAAGUUGGUGUUUCGCUUCCAGUCAUAAAGCAAAAAAAUCAGUGAGGUUUGCAGGUUGGUAUAUAAGAGCUCUUACUGGUUUCUGGGUUUCAAAUUGCUUAUCUCAACAAGGGUAUGGAGGUACUACAUGAAUCGGUAUCUUAUAUUCUGUUAUAGUAGAGGAGCUAUUGCUGCUUCAAGGUUGAAGCCUUAUGCAUACAGGCGAACCUCGGGUUUAUGAGAUAUCAAGUUGGAUACCAAUUCAAGCACAUCUUUAUGAACUAGUAAUAGAAGCUACAAAGCUUUCAUAGCAUGACGAAAGAGAACCAUUCCUCGCACCUCCCCGCUUCACCAUGAUAAAAGAAGAAGAGAACAUGAAAAAACACAACCACCACCUAGGGGUCUGCUCACCUUCUUCCCUGAAAAACGAAACAUGUUACAUGUUUUCAAGAGUAGUCUAGCUUUCAACUAGUGUUGUGAGGAUAAAUUUCGUGUGCUCUUUACCAUGGUAUGUGGUUAUUAGAUCUAGCUCUCUCCAUUCAAAUUAGGGUAAACGGCACUUGAUCAUAGUUGCUAGAAAAUCGUCACUAGUUAAUAAUUUAUUAUAAAAACACUAGCCGAAGAAACUUUAAUGAGGGAGAUACAUCCAUUCCAUCAAUAACACAAGCAAAGAGAAAUAUUUUCAGUAUUGCAACUC